This is a messenger RNA of Trichoderma atroviride IMI 206040, 1080 nucleotides long. RefSeq lists its product as uncharacterized. Lineage: Eukaryota; Fungi; Ascomycota; Sordariomycetes; Hypocreales; Hypocreaceae. The record is from RefSeq and is a predicted model, not a curated record. Gene Ontology annotation, molecular function: 3-beta-hydroxy-Delta5-steroid dehydrogenase (NAD+) activity. Gene Ontology annotation, biological process: steroid biosynthetic process.
AUGCCUACCAUAACAGAGCCUCAAAUCCAGUCUGUGCUCGUCGUUGGCGGAGGAGGCUUUGUGGGAUCGCAUGUCGUUCGCGCUCUUCUGCUGGAACCAGACUGCGACAUAUACGUGGCAAGCAGGACGCCGGACAGCCACCCGGAUCAAGACAGCCGCGUUACUUACAAGACCGUUGAUAUCACGGAUGAAACUCAUCUCGCCGCGCUCUUUGGCACGAUUAGGCCACAGGUUGUCAUUCACACCGUCUCUCCGUCGCCAACAGCAUCGGCAGAAGCGCUGGAACGCACCAACAUUGAGGGAACGAGAAACUUGUUGAACGUGGCGGCUGCUAGUUCCGAGACGCGGGUGUUUGUUUACACUUCGUCUGAUUCGGCUCUUGUGCUGACUCAGGAACCAAUUGAUGAGGAACGGGGGCAGCUGUAUACGGCACAGAAUUAUAGUAAUGCGUAUGGCAAAACGAAGGGCAUAGCUGAUGCAAUGGUUAUUGCUGCGAAUGGUCCUGGCUUGCGGACGGCAACGUUGCGAAUUCCUGUUGUUUACGGAGAAUACGAUUAUAAUAACUUACUGCCGCGGCUGUUGGGGAGUAUCCAGAGAGGCGAGCAAAGGAUGCAGGUUGGUUCUGAUUCGAAAGUGUUUGAGUUUUGCAGUGUCCACAAAGCUGCAGAAGCGCAUGUAUUGGCGGCCAAGGCGCUGUUGCGUGUUGAUUCUGCUCCCAGGGGAGAUGCUCAGCCUGAUGGCCAGGGAUACUUUAUAAGUGAUGGAAAGCCACAGCCCUUCUUUGACUUUAUGCGGCGCUGCUACGCUGCUGCUGGAGCGCCGGUGAAGCCGGAGGAGGUGAAGAUUAUGCCGUUGUAUAUGGUUCAAAGCAUUGCUUCAUGCACGGAAUGGGCGUAUAUGAUCUUGACGCUGAAUUAUAAGAGGCCGAGUAUGCGGCGUCAGGAAAUUGAUUAUCUUGAUCGGGGGUGUUGCUGGGACAUUUCAAAGGCAAAGGAGAGAUUGGGGUAUGAGCCUGUGAAGGAUCAGGAUGAAGCCAUACGAAGCAUGAUGGAAUGGGGCAUUGAUAAUAUUAAAGUUUGA